UAUGUAAUGAGGCGAAAGGUAUUUUCCAAAGAGAAAAAAGGAGAAGCAUUCAACGCUGGUAGGAGUGCAAAAGGACAGGCUUCGUAGAGUGUCCCUCCUGCAUAAGCGCCUCGGCGAUCCAAACGCCGUAAAUCUUCUUCCGCCGCCUCAGCUCGGUUUGGGAUCCAUUCAGUCAGGGUUCCACUGCAGCAAAAGAAAGAAACUUUGAAGCGGAAAAUUGAAAUCGAUGGCGUCGUUUGGGUCUUUAAAAUCUGCAAUCUUCGACAGAGAAGAGAGAAAACAGCAGUACCAGGCUCACAUUCUCGGCCUCAACGCUUACGACCGCCACAAAAAGUUCGUCCAAGAUUACGUUAACUUUUAUGGUAGACAAGAAUCUUCACAUGUCAAGCUCCCGGUUAAAACAGAUCAAGACACCCUAAGGGAAGGGUAUCGGUUCAUAAGAUCCGAGGAAGAUGAUAUGGACCGAUCUUGGGAGCAAAGGCUGGUAAAGCGAUACUAUGACAAGCUGUUUAAAGAAUACUGCAUAGCGGACAUGUCACAUUACAAGAGUGGUAAGAUUGGUCUAAGGUGGAGGACAGAGAAGGAAGUCGUAUCUGGUAAAGGGCAGUUCAUAUGUGGUAACAAACAUUGUGAUGUAAAAGAUGGCUUAGCAAGCUAUGAGGUGAACUUUUCUUAUUUUGAAGCUGGAGAAAACAAACAAGCCCUUGUCAAAUUGGUAACUUGUCAGAGAUGUUCUGAAAAGCUUCAUUACAAAAGAUUGAAAGAGAAAGAGCAAAUGGAAAAAGAAAAGAAGGAAGAGAACAGAAGAAAGAGGAAUCGAUCAGGUGAUAGUGAUGAUACUGAUAGUGAGGGGAGCAAAGAAAGGAGAAAAGGGAAAAAGGCUUCAAUCUCCACUAGAGAAGAUAGAGUUGAUGAUGAAGACGAUGAUACAGAUAAGUUUGAAGAGUAUCUCGAGGGAAUGUUUCCUUGAUACUUGCUAAUUGAGGGCCAUCAUAUCUGCAGUUAAUCUCUGCCCCACUUAGUGAAUGAAGGCGAAGUGAAAUCUAUACCAGAGGUGGGCCGAAGCAUGUCUUGAUGAAACAUCCUUGCCUUCAGUUGAAGGGGCCAUGAGUUGCUGAAAUUCCUUUGCCUUUUGCCUUUUGCAUCGAAGGGCUGUUUGCGUAUUCAUUUUUCGUGGUAACCCAGUUUCGAAGCCAACUGCAAGGGGCACGGGGACAAUGGAACAGCCAUGCCUGACGUUGUUUGUAAUUUGAAUACAGUAACGAUCGAAUUGUGUUGUAAGCUAAUAUUAGAGGAAAAUCAUUCUGUCUUUCAAGUAAAUAUAACUUGUCAGAAAAACCAAUGAGGUUUUAUAAUUUUGUUUCGGAUUGAUUUA
Pyrus x bretschneideri (Chinese white pear) is the source of this 1375-nucleotide messenger RNA. Its product is annotated as protein FRA10AC1. Lineage: Eukaryota; Viridiplantae; Streptophyta; Magnoliopsida; Rosales; Rosaceae. Gene Ontology annotation, biological process: dephosphorylation. Gene Ontology annotation, molecular function: phosphatase activity. The record is from RefSeq and is a predicted model, not a curated record. Bases 227 to 970 code for a protein of 247 amino acids. The transcript is spliced from 11 exons.